Molecule: messenger RNA, 2662 nt
Organism: Scleropages formosus (Asian bonytongue)
Lineage: Eukaryota; Metazoa; Chordata; Actinopteri; Osteoglossiformes; Osteoglossidae
Gene: fastkd4
Product: transforming growth factor beta regulator 4
Exons: 11
Coding region: 117-2036 (639 amino acids)
Biological process (GO): mitochondrial RNA processing; regulation of mitochondrial mRNA stability
Cellular component (GO): ribonucleoprotein granule; mitochondrial matrix
Molecular function (GO): RNA binding
Source: RefSeq, a predicted model, not a curated record
GCGACGAUUCCUCCACACACAGCAUGUGAAUGUCGCCGCCGUGCCCACGCUAGCGGACGGAACCGGUGCGGUGCGAUGCUGGAUGUGACUCCCCGCCACCGACACGAGUGACCGCGAUGGCCGGCGUCAGACUGUUCGGUCGAUGGGCCGGACUCCUGGGGACACGGAGUUCCCUGACCGCCUCGGGACCGCUGUGCCUCGCCGGUCGUCCGCCCCGCGCCCCCUCCGCCGCCCUCCUGGAGCCGCCGUGGGCGCAGGCCUUGCACGUACGCCUCCAGCAGAGGGCGCUGUGCGAGGGGCGGCGCCUGCUGAGGCGGGAGGACGAGAACCCGGCAGUACCGAAGCGCACGGAGCUCGACGACCUGGUGGAGAAGGCCGGCGGUCCUGAGGAGGUGCUGCGGCUGUGGGCCGAACGGGGUGCCACCGCCAACCAGACCGCCAUCUACAUUUUCCACUUGGCGCGCCUCGCCUCGGAGAAAGGGGCCCCGGGCCACGCGGACCUGCUCCGGGACCGCCGGCUCCAGGACAUGUUCGACCGGGUCUCAUCUCAGGUGUGCACCGUUUGGAACGGAUCCCUGGUCAGCGUCCUGCGGGCCGCCGCUUUGCUGGGGGUGACGCCGGGCUCCGCGGCGCUGGACUCCCUCCAGACGGAGGCGCUGUGGCGCAUCCGGCGCUUCAGCUACCGGCAGCUGGCCUACCUGGCGGACUGGGCGUGCGGGCGGGACGGCGGCACGAGACCCAGGGAGCUGCUGGCGGCGACGCUCAAGCAGCUGGAGCUGCGCUGGACGGAGCUGGCGGACGUGCGCACCGUGGGGCUGCUGCUGUCCAGGGCGGCUCACCUGCCUCCGUCGCUGGUGGACAAGCUGGAGGACAAGGCCCUGGAGCUGGUGGAGACGUUCCACGCCGAGGACAUCCGCAGGGUGGCCGUGUCUCUGGCGGCCCAGGGCCGGCGCUCCGUACCCCUCCUGAGGGCGCUCUCCUACCACGCCCAGCAGAAGCCGUCGCAGGAACUGAAGGCCCCCCUGCUGCUGGACCUCGUCUUCGCGUACGCGAAGAUGAAGUUCCACCAGACUCAGCUGUUCCAGCGCAUCGCGACCGAGCUCCUGCCCCAGCUGGCCCAGCUCUCCUCCGGCGACGUGACCCGCUGCGCCAGGUCCUUCGCUUACCUCAAGUGGCUCCAUCAGCCGCUGUUCGAGGGCUUCGCCGAGCACUACCUACAGCAGUCGGAGAAGUACAGCGCCGUGCAGCUGGGGAACCUGCUUCUCUCAUUCGCUCGCCUCGACUUCCAGCCCAGCAAGAGGGAGCACUUCUAUAGCAAGGUCCACGACGCCCUGCGGGGGUCGCUCUCCCAGUUGGAGCCAUACCUCUUGACGGAUGUCGUCUGGUCCCUGUGCGUGCUGCAGCAGGCCAAACCCGAGUACCUGAAAGUCGUCCUUGACCCCGCCUUCCAGCAAAGACUGACGGAUGGCGGGAACCGUAAAGUGAGUUACGCGCUCAAACUGCUGCAGGUGGCGGCCACGGCCCAUCUGGAGAAUCUGUGUCCCCAGGGGGCUGCGGCAGACCCCUUGCUGCUGUCCUCAGCACCCGCCCUGGAGAUCCCCCCAACCCCAAUGCAGAGAAGCUUGCACGCGGCGCUGCACGACCUGGUGGGGGGCCUCGAGGGGGGGUGUCGCACUGCGGUCACCACAGUGUACGGCUGGACCGUAGACGGGGAGUUGGUCAUCGACUCGGACAGCAAGCCCAUCCGUCUGCUGGGGCUAAAGGCUCCUCACCUCCCGGGGGGCGGCGGUCCGGAGCCACCGCCCCAGGGGGCGCGCAGGAUCGCCUUCCUGGCCGGAGACUUCCUGCACUACGGCUCCCGGUCCAAGGAGCCGCUGGGACGCUUCGCCAUGCAACGGCGCCACCUGCAGCUGGCCGGCUUCCUCACGGUAGAGGUGCCUUAUUACGAGUGGGCGGAGCUGAAGAGCGACUGGCAGAGAGUGGCCUACCUGAAGGCCAAGAUGGGCAAGGCUGUGGCCGAAGACAUGGCCAAAUGACCCCCAGCGGUGGGCAGUCGGGAGCGCCCCAACACAGCGACGGGUCCCCGUCCUCCAGCACGCGCACGAGCUGCGUUUUCACAGACUCGUUAAGGCCUCCCAAAUUCUGAGGUUGCCCAUUUUGGAUCUAGUUGCCUAGACAACGACUGGGGCUUCCCCUGUUGCCAUGGCGAUGGCUACGGAAGCAUUCCGCCGCAAGAUGCUGAGAGACGGAUGAUAGAAAAGGAAUGGUUGUUCUCAUCUGGGGUUCAGUCUUCAGUCUGUACCCUGGAGAGACAUGAAAAGUGAUACAAUAUUUAACUUAAGUAAUGUUCAUUGGUAUUUACCUUAAUCACUUCAUUUGUAAUUGUGCAGCCCUUUAUUCGCACCCGGAUCGCUGCUCUCAGCGCGGCCUGUUCUGUGCUAACUUGCAGGAGUGAGGCGGCGAAUCCGUUACGGGGGGGGUGCAGUGUGACGUGUCGCUCGUAGUGCUGCCCUCCUCUUGGUUUGUAUAUGGGGAGUACAGUCGGUGUAUGAAAUAUUAAAAGUGUUUUUAAAAUUGUUGUGGUUCUUCCAUCCUCACUUUGUCACUGUUGUCACUGCUCUUGGACCGUAAACCAGCGCUGCAGUUAGAGGUUUGGGUCCCA